This is a messenger RNA of Caenorhabditis angaria, 659 nucleotides long. NCBI's taxonomy places the organism in Eukaryota, Metazoa, Nematoda, Chromadorea, Rhabditida, Rhabditidae. The record is from the annotation of a GenBank genome assembly.
AUGUUUAAAAACCUCGCUUUUUUGUCGAUUUGCAUUGUUUCGAGUUUAGCGCGAGACACGAAACUCGAAAAAUAUGCCAAACAAUUUUCGCCAAAGACAAUAGUCGAAGGAGAUCAUAUGUGAGUGUUUCCUGAAAAAUUUGAGAUUUUUGAAUUUUUUUUUAAAUAUUAGUUCUCGACAAUACCCGAAAUUUUUGAUGGAAGUUACUUUGUCAUUUGGGAUGAAUGAGGAGACAACAAAAUUCAUCGAAGCUGUUAUCGAGAAAAAUUUCAAUGGAAAUUUGCACGAUUUGGAUGGCAUGAAUACAAUGGCUGAGGUAAAUUGAAAAUGAUGAAUUUGCGAAAAAAUAAUUUCACGUUGAAAAUUAUUCGGGUCACGCCUUAAUGAAAAAUCAGAAAUAUUUUCUACAUUUCAAAAAUUCUAGGUUUUUCUUUAAUGUUUUUAAAGUUCCGAUUCAUUUCUGAUGUUUGACAAUCGAGAUCCAAUUUUUUUGAAAAGGUAUCAUUUUUCAGACGAUCCAAGAUAUGUUGGGUGGUUAUUGGUCUGUUCAAAUUUUCGAAGAUCCCUACAUCUUUGCCAAUACCGCAUUUCGUCGAUCUUCUUCGUUUGUCGUUUUUGAUGUCAACAAAAUGGGAAUCGCAGCCAUAAAAGAGGGUUGA